AUGGAGGACAACUCGGUAUUGAAUGAGGACUCGAAUUUAGAGGAUAUCGCUGCGUCGGCGCCUCGCAAAUCAAUGUCUCAGCCGUCCCUUGCUGGUCUCGGCGAACCAAAAAAAGGGCUUUCCAACGCGUUUUCCGCCUCGAACGUCCGUAGUAUCCCAAUUAUACAGACGUGGCACGAGAAUGAGGAGAUGAAAGGGCAGAUCUAUACUCUGCGGUGUGAAGUGCAGAUGCACGAGCGGAAAUAUCUGGAAGCGAAGGGACUGUGCCAUCGGAAUGUGCAGGAUGUGAUGGAUGAGUAUGUGGAGAUGAAGAUUGCACAGGAUGAUUGGGAACAGAAGAUGCGGCAGUUUAAGCAGAUGGAAAUGGAUAUUGAUGAGUGUUCCCGACAGAAGACGGAGAUGGAGCAACGGAUUCGAGAGUUGGAGCUCUCAUUGACGGAGCAACAAGAACAGAGAGCUACUGUGACGUCAGAUGUGAAUAAUACGACGUGUGGAAGCCUUCGAGGCACUCUCGACGAUAUUAUGAAGAGAAACGACCCGGAUUUCACGUUGACUUCAGGUUACGACGAGAAAAUCGCAGAGUUGGAGGGAAAACUGAUGAGUGAGAUGGAUAAAGUGGCCGAAUUGGAGGAUCAAGUGAAGAAUCUGUUAGAGGAAGUCAAAGAUCAAUCGGCACGUCUCGCACAGUCUGAAAAUGCACGUGCUCAGUUGGAGGAGGCUGCAAGUCAUGGUGUCUCAGUCAUGGUGCCCAACUCGACGUUUGUUAUUGGAAAUGCUCGACAAUCACAAACGGAGCAACAGAUUAAGUACAUCGACGAGUUGGAAACAAAGCUGACAGACGCGAAAUCAGAAAGUGAGAAGGCUCGUCUCGCCCUGGUGGAGUACAUGAAUAAAUGCAGUAAACUGGAGAACGAGAUGCACAAAAUCAAGAAGAAUCAGACAUUCGACACGUCGUCUCUCCUAAUUGGACAGACUUCUGAAGAGUUGAAGGCGCAGAUCACAAAAGUGAACGGAGAGUUGAAUAGUCUGAGAGCAGAGAACCGAGAACUCCGUAUCCGUUGUCACCAGUUGAAUGGAGAGACGGACGAUUGGAAUCUCAGCUCAUCACUUCUCGGUCACAGUCGUCUUAUGGCUGGAAUCUCGUCCACAGAUCUCGUUGAUUCGAUUGAGACGGGCGGUACUUCGAUGAGAAUUGUGCCGAGCAGUGGAGGAGCAGGUCAUUUGGAGGCGGAGCUUGAGGAGAGCAAGUUGCCACUGAUGGAUACGAGUGCGGCGGUGAGAAGUAAACAAGCGUUCGACGCCGCGUACGACGACUUUGAAUCACUCAAGGACGCUCUUCUGAACAAUGACAAUAACACACUCGAAAGUUCAUUCAACUCAUCGAUGCCACCACCGGAUCGUGACGCCACCCAGUCGUUCUUGAGCCAAAAGAGCUUCAAAAAUUCUCCACUCGCAGCUCCUCAGCAGAGACCGAAACCACUCCAACAACUUAUGACGUCGUCAGGAGCCGAUCAGAUUCAGAAUCACUCGUUCUCCACAAAGGCCACAGCGUCUCCUCAUCCAUCUCAUUUGCCAAUUCUUCAAGACAUGCAACAGAUUCUCGAUUCGUCCGCAAUUCUACUCGAAGGGCAACACGAAGCAGCGGCAAAUGUGGAGAAGAUGCAGGCGAAAAUGUCACAGAUUCGCGAUGCGUUGUCGAGACUUUUCGAGCGUCUGAAGUCAUCCGCAGCGUUGUUUGAGGAUAUUUUGGAGAAGAUGGGAUCGAGUAGUCCACUUGCCGAUCGUAUCAAACAAAUGAAAUUGGCGUUCGAGACGAGUAUCUGCGACCACGCGGACGUGUCGGUCAUCCUUGAAGCGGCCGAGAAAGAUCUGAACAACAUGUCUGUCAACUUCUCGAUUCUCGAAAAGUCAAUUGUUGCCGAGUCGUUUAUUGCAGAUGUGUCGAGACGAUUCACGAUUGCGCCGGAUGCUGAGGAUGUGGCGUCAUCGUCGCUUCUCAACGCUUCGUAUAGUCCGAUCUUCAAGUUCUCGAAUAAUGUUAUGGAGGUUGAGAAACUGCAGAAUGAGGUUGCCGAUUUGAGGAAUGAGUUGGAGAAGGAGAGAGUGAGAGGAGAUAUGAAGUCUCCACUUCAGAACUCAUCCGGACGACUUUCCGAUGUUCAACUCAAAGCUGCUCAGAACUUUGAGGAUCUCGAAGUGUGCCAAGCGACACUCAACAAAGUGGAGGCAGAGAAGGCAGAGGUGUUGAUGGAGCUGUCGAGACUCGAGGACUCGCAUCGCCGACUCGUUGCCGAGUUGGAUGAGGCGAAACGGCAGAUGGAGAACACGCUCGUUCGAUGCGCCGCAGAGGAACACGCUCGUCUCAAUGCCGAGGAGAUUCUGGAGGACACGAAGCGCUCGGUUGAGGUGUUGAAGAAAGAGCAGGCGAAUGCUAUGAUGAUCGAGGUGGACUAUCGAGUGACUGAGGCCAAAGAACUCGUCGAACGAGAGAAAAAGGCGAUCAUCGAGUCGUUGUCGAGUGAGUUGCAGACGGCACUUGCUGAGGAAAACGCGGUGAGAGAUCAUCUGGAGAGGAUGGAGCAUGAGAUGGAGCUCCUCAGAAGACGUGCUCGAGAGGCAGAGGAUCGAGUGGAACGGACUGCCAAUGAGAAGCACGAGAUGGUCGAACACAUUGUGUCACUUGAGGAGAAGAUGGAGAAAGCCGCGGCGUUUGAGAAGGAAUCCGCCGACUAUGCUGGGAAACUUGCUGCUCGGAAGAAGGAGAUUGAGGUGUCGAAGAAGCGAGAGGAUAUGGUGAAUGCGGCGAUCGAAGGGCUGGAAAGAGUCAGGAAGGAGGUCGUCGAAUUGACAAAGAAGACGUUAAAGACACAGAUCAUUUUGGGGAAUGCCUCGUCGAUCCGUCUCGUUUGCGAUGAACUCUGCCGCCGCCUGACCCGUGAACGUGAACUUCAACACGAGAGUGCGCAGACGAUGAAAUAUGUGAAUGACAACAUUGAGCAGCUGCAGAAGGAGAAUCUCGAGAUGCAGGCAAAGAUCAAAGAGUCUCUAGGAGUCUCAAAGAAGUCAUCGACCUCUAAUAACAAGGAGAACGCACCGCCUCCAGUGGUGUCGUCGGAGGCUCCAAUCACUGCUCCACCAUCGUCCAGUCAGAAGACGUCGACGACUGCUUCUAACUUUGUCAGUCCCACCCGUCAACUCCUUCACGAAUCAACGAUGGCAGUCGACUCGAUUGUGCAGAAGCUGAAAAAGACGUAUACGAUGUCUGGAAUGGGAGCAGAACUCAAAGAAACCAUUGGAAACUUGAUCAUUGAAUCCCGUGGACUCCGUGACUUCCUCCAUCAAAAGUUGAUCCUUUUCAAGGGAAUCGAUAUGACGAUGUGGAAGAAUGAUUCGGUGGAUCAGUUGGUCGAGAAACUCGCACAAUAUCUUCAGGAUAAUUUGAUUCUUGAAGAGCAGAUUAAGAAGUAUAAGAAGGAGUUGAAACUCACGAAAACUGUUUUUCCGAAUCUCGGCGCCGACGUGCAGGAGCGAAUCAAACGUGAAAUUGGUGGAAUCGCGUCGGAUAUGGGCGCAGUGAAGGCUCUCCGCAACAAGAAAUGA
Messenger RNA from Caenorhabditis remanei, 3600 nucleotides. RefSeq lists its product as uncharacterized. NCBI's taxonomy places the organism in Eukaryota, Metazoa, Nematoda, Chromadorea, Rhabditida, Rhabditidae. The transcript is spliced from 10 exons. The record is from RefSeq and is a predicted model, not a curated record. The coding region runs from base 1 to 3600 and encodes 1199 amino acids.